GUUACAGAUACACUGAAAACGAUACAAAAUGUUUCGUUCGAUAGCUACUGUCUUCAUCCUAGCCUUCGUAGCGCAGGCUACUUUUGCACUUAUUGAUUAUCCACGCGAAACCGUUAUUCUGAAAUUCACUGACCAAGAUCUUAUACAAACGAAUCCGGAUUCUUAUCCCGAACAACGUGAUAUUCAAACAAACCUGGGAACUCUUAGCACGGGUGAACAUGUUUCAGGUGAAAGAAUUUAUAAUUCCAUAUUCCAAUACUCGAAUCAACAUGAGAACCUUAUAUUGGUCCUACUUUUGAAGCUGCAAGUGGACGGAAACAUUAAUUUUGUAAGUGCCGAGAACAUAAAUGGCAGCGAAGCGGUUGUCUGUGAGACUGCAAAUACCUUAGGAUCGUCUGAAGGCAGCAUUCUCAUUCGAAUUGCACCAAGAUCCACCGCAAGAUUACGUGUGCUCAUUGGGACGCACUAAACUAUACUAACUCCAUUAAACAAUUUUAUUUUUCCUUAACGUUCGUAAACAAUAACUUCAGCAUUAUUUUAUUUCAUAUACAAAUGGAUAUAGGUAUUCUAAGUAGAAAUUUUAUGGCGCUAUAGGAUGUCGAAAAAAUAAACAUAUUA
Bombus pyrosoma is the source of this 618-nucleotide messenger RNA. RefSeq lists its product as uncharacterized. Bases 29 to 469 code for a protein of 146 amino acids. Lineage: Eukaryota; Metazoa; Arthropoda; Insecta; Hymenoptera; Apidae. The record is from RefSeq and is a predicted model, not a curated record. The transcript is spliced from 3 exons.